UGUCUGAUAACUGUGUAUUUGCCUACUGGUGUUUGCCAGAAAGAAACUUUAAUUCAAUAGCUUAUCUCCCUUGUUCAGAAUGUUGUUCAUGUCGUUGAGAAGAUUUUUCACUAGAAGGAGAUUCGAUCCAAGCUGCUCGAAGGCUUUGUGCUCAUUUGUUUAGACGGGAAAGAAAGUUAUUGUCAAGGAUUGCUGGAUACUGAUGUUUGAAUCACCUCAUGUAACAAUGUCAGCUUAUGUAGGACUUAUCUUCCUAGUAUUUUUCAGUGAUCGAUACGUCACUUCACUGGAGUUGUGUCCUGUCUGGAACUACCUGGAGGUAAAGGAAGGCAGAGAUGACAACACCUUCACUUGUAGUGGACUCACAGAUCAGCAAGAAGUCAGCUGGGUGCUCACGAAUUCUGUAGUGAAAACAUGUCCGCCAGUUCCACCAUCGUGUACUGCUUUAGCUUACGGAUAUUUCAGCGUUAGCAGGACUUCAAACCAAAACUUUUAUAUUACUAUAAUGGCGACAAGAAUUUCUGAUCUAAGUAUCCUAGGCGGAAAUAUUUCGUGUCAAAUUAAGACUGAACUUAAAACGUGUCAACUGGACAUAAUCUACCCUGCGGAAAAUUCGCAAUGUCAAGUUCAGUUUAACGGCAAUACAUGGCAAAUAACCGCUUUGUGCUCUGUUUCCAAAGUCCGUUCAUCAAGAAAUAAUUAUCGCUGCUUCCUGUACCAAGUACCAGAGUCGUCUCAAGUGUCAUCACUCGGUUCUUAUACUAUGGAAGUAAUUCAAGCAAGCUCCGGAUAUUUGUCAGGCACGUGUAAUAUGACCUCCUACCUGCCUCCUGAAGGGCGAUACAGCUACUAUGUAAUUAUUUUUCCAGGGAAUGUAAACGUGUCUGCCACAUUUCAUGGAAACAACACUAUCAGUCGUCCUAUUAGUACACCUAACCACAACUGCCCACUGUAUUUAAAUGAAGGGGACACCUUAAACUGCUCGUGUUUUGUAAACGACCCUGGAAAUCCACCCGGAAUUCUUCGAUGGAAUAGCACAAACUCCAGCAAGCUGGAAUUUAAAAACCUAAAAAAAUCGCAAAAUGGAUUUCAGAAUGUGUGUACUCUGACCUGGAACAACACAGUCUAUCAAUCUGUGUCUUACACACUAAUUGUGGCUUGUGAAAAAAAACAACGAUUUAACAUCAUCCGAGUUCAGUCUAGGUCUGGGAAUUGGUCUUGGUGUUGGUCUGGGAGUUGCUGCAGCUGAGGCUGUUGUUGUCGCGACAGUCGUUCUUGUCUUUUGCUGGCGACGAAAGCAACGUAGCUUGAGAGCUAAAGGUGAAAGAGAAAAUGCGGGUUACAGUCCACGGGAAGACACAUCGCACGAUAAAGCAGAUGAGCUGAGAUCAUCUUCAGCACUGGAACACGAGAGUCCGUAUGAAGCUGUCGGUAAUACUGAGACUGUACAGAUGGCUCCAUACACUAAUGUUCAAGAAAGUCAUUUGUCACCAAGUAAGACUUCAAAGAAGAAAGGAAACGUAUACGACGGCCUACGUCUUCAAGAUGUAGGAGUGAGAUUACCUUACGCUGGCCUAACGCAGCUGAAAACUUCAUAAAAUCAUAGCCAUUAAGUUUAUCGUAACCUCCAAGCAGACAUACAAGACCUGCAAGGAAGAAUACAGACUAUGAGUUGCUGGAGGAAUAUCCUUCAUCUCUCUUACACUGAUCACAUCACUAAGAAGAAAACGCAUAAAAUUAGACACUUGCGUUUACCUUAGAAAAUUCCUGCUUAAAGUUACAAUAAGCAAAGUAAACAACACUUGCGAAAAGACUUGUGAAAGUACAAUAAUGACAAAGUAAGAACGUAGGCAGAUAAAAAGAAAUGAAGUAGAAUGUUUGAUCUCUAACAAUGUGAAAAGAAAAGAUGGUGAGUUAGUUGUAAGCCCCUCUGCCGGCCCGGUGAUUGCAUAACCACAAUUCCCUCUUCAACUUCAUGGUUGUGCAUAUAAAGCCAGCAUUCAAAACUAAAGCAAGGGAAAAGAACAUAUAUUACAUCAAAACUUUAAGAAGAAAUAAUUCAAAACAAGUCAGUAAAGCUGUUUAUAAUGUUUUCAACAAUUUUUGACAAUUUUCAUUAAGAGUGUUUUAUGCCUUUUUAUAUUUAAAGCAUGCACCUAAAAUGUUGUCAUAUGGUGAGAUUCUACAAUAUGGAAAACGUUUACCUCCGUCAUCAUGGUUACUACUACAACCGCGGCAGAAAUAUAGGAAACUUUACUUGUGUAUUAGCAUAUACAUUUGGCUUUAGAUAUGAGCAAAAAUAGUUUACUUACUUAAGUUGUCCAUAGAUAAUAUAUAACAGUAAGCAUAGCGUUAAAUAUACAUACACACAAACGUGUGAUAGACAUACAGACAAGCAGAAAAUCAUGGACAAAACAAACGUUUUUCCUGACCUUCUUGUUCCAGAACUCGUUUUUCUUUCAUUUGUCGAGCUUAUAAAAGAAUAUAUUAAUAAGUUGUCCUGGAAUAAUCCUUUCUAGAUUAUUUACGAGUUAAACUAUAAACUUUGCUAUACAUUUCUUACGAAAUGCAUGACCUGACGCGAAUAAGGAAUAAGGAAGUAUAAAGCUGUACUAAUGCUAAUAAUGCAUUAUCAAAUCUUUGUAGCAAGUUCAAAAGUUAAAAGUUUUUUUUCUGGCAAUGAUUUAUGCAAAUUUGCAUAUUAUCUUCGUAUACAUCAAAUAAAUAAUUUCACAUAAAUUAUACUAGGGUUGCCGGAGAAGCUCAUCUGUGUAUAGUUUUAAACCAUACAGCUACUUUUUAAGGAACUAUGAAAGUGUAAAAGAUGAAUAUGGCAGCAAGUAAUAAUUUUCUUAUUUUUUACCACACUUUAUUGUUCUUGAUAAUGUCUUUCUUGUCAGAUAGAAUGUAGCUUUUUUUAAAAUCUGCAAAUAAAACAAAUUUAAUGAAGCAGA
Pomacea canaliculata is the source of this 2954-nucleotide messenger RNA. RefSeq lists its product as uncharacterized. The record is from RefSeq and is a predicted model, not a curated record. The transcript has 11 exons. NCBI's taxonomy places the organism in Eukaryota, Metazoa, Mollusca, Gastropoda, Architaenioglossa, Ampullariidae. The coding region runs from base 203 to 1249 and encodes 348 amino acids.